Molecule: messenger RNA, 753 nt
Organism: Meira miltonrushii
Lineage: Eukaryota; Fungi; Basidiomycota; Exobasidiomycetes; Exobasidiales; Brachybasidiaceae
Exons: 1
Coding region: 1-753 (250 amino acids)
Molecular function (GO): phosphatase activity
Source: RefSeq, a predicted model, not a curated record
AUGGCUGAUCACUUGAAAUACGCUGAUAAGAAGAUGGUCUUCUUGACCGAUUUCGACGGUACAAUCACAAUGUUAGACUCAAACGAUCAUAUGGUCGAUACUGCCGGAAUGGGUUACACUGAACGUCGUAAGAUUAACGAAGAAAUCAUUCAUGAACGUGUAUCUUAUCGUGAAGGUUUCCGUACCAUGUUGGAAUCCGUUCACAAACCACUAAAGGAAAUGGAAGAAUUGGUUCGUCGUGAUGUUACUUUGGACCCAAAAUUCAAAGAUUUCCAUGAAUAUGCAAAGAAGCAAGAUAUUCCAAUCAUUGUCGUUUCCAGUGGAAUGGAACCUAUCUUACGUUCAAUCUUUGCAAACUUGAUCGGUGAUGAAGAAGCAAACAAGAUUGACGUUAUUGCAAACGAUGUUAAAUUGACAGACCCUGAACAAGAAGGAAAAACUUGGGAAUUGGUUUACCGUCACCCUGAUAACCACUUUGGACACGAUAAGAGCUUAAGCAUCUUGCCUUACCGUGAAUUGCCAAACCCUCCUCUUUUGUUCUUUGCCGGUGAUGGUAUCUCUGACAUGUCUGCUGCAAGACAUGCUGAUGUCCUUUUCGUGAAAGACAAACAAGACAACGAUUUGAAGACUUACUGUGACAAAUACAACAUCAAAUACACUCUCUUCAAGGAUUGGAGCGUCAUUCAAGAUAUGGUCGAAAAGAUCAUCUCUGGUGAAAUCCCAAUCGAAUCCGUUCGCAAGGCAAAGGCAUAA